AUGGUGGGCCCUGCCAUGAUCGUAUGGCAUAUCUGGAAAGAAAGAAACAAGAGGAUUUUUAAGGAAAUAUCAAUUCCAAUUGAAAGACUCAUUGACAAAAUUAAGGUGGCAAUCAAGGAAGUGUUAAAUGGCAAGCCUUCUGAAGUCAGAAAAUACAAAUACAAUGAGUGGGAUAGAGAUAUGGAACGCUACUGGUCCUUCAAGGAGAUAGGUUCUACUCAUUCUCCAGUUAAAAAAGUUGAUAGGGAAGCUAUCAAAUGGAAUGCCCCUCCAAAGGGUUGGGUUAAGCUGAACUUUGAUGGAGUAAGUAAAGGAAACCCAAGGGAAUCUGGUUUUAGGGCCAUCAUCAGAAAUGAAUCUGGGUAG
Messenger RNA from Cryptomeria japonica (Japanese cedar), 366 nucleotides. RefSeq lists its product as uncharacterized. NCBI's taxonomy places the organism in Eukaryota, Viridiplantae, Streptophyta, Pinopsida, Cupressales, Cupressaceae. Bases 1 to 366 code for a protein of 121 amino acids. The transcript has a single exon. The record is from RefSeq and is a predicted model, not a curated record.